Rotaria socialis is the source of this 8859-nucleotide messenger RNA. The record is from the annotation of a GenBank genome assembly. Lineage: Eukaryota; Metazoa; Rotifera; Eurotatoria; Philodinida; Philodinidae.
AUGGACCCGAGGUAUCAGUCCUCAGGAAAUAUGCCACAGCAUUAUGAUUUCAUAUCAAAUACUACAAACAAUAAUAACAAUAGUAAUUCAUCGGAUCAUCUAAAACAUACAACACCAUCAGCUGAACGUUAUUUUCAUCGUGCCCCAUUGAUAUUUCCUCGUUUUCAUCAACAGCAUACUCAAAAUACACCAACAAGACUUUCUUCAUCGAAUUCGGGCCCAUUACAUCAUAAUCGUCCUCGUUUUUUAUCCGCUUGGAAUCUUACUCCAAGACCAGUGAUGUAUAAUUCGCCACGCAAUAUUGCUCCGAAUACUCCGGUAUCUACAGCAAUGUCGAAACCAAAUGUUGAGGAUCGUACUCAACUUCAAAGCAUGCCAGCGAAAGAUUUCGCUGAUUUAGUAAUGUUACCACGUGAAUGGCGUCGUGGUGAUGAUUGCAUUCAGUGGCCUAGAAAUCAUGAUUAUUAUAAUAUUGUAUGGCUUGAAAAUCUUUGGAAAUAUAUUAAUGAAAAACUUCCAAAUGAUUUAACUAUUCUUGAAAAUACUAAUAUUCUCUAUUCGCUACAAUUAACACGCCCAUUAGGUGGUCCAGCAUCACUUAAUACAAUAGCAUUGUAUAAAUUAUCAAAAAACAUUGGCCUAAUACAAUUACCAAUGUCAGCAACUAAAGAUGAUGUAUCAGUACAAAAAGUUUUGUUAAAAUUAAACUUUCAUUGCAUCGAUCCAUUUCCGGAAAUUAUACGUCGUCAUAAGCUAGUUGAGGAAUAUGUACCAUCAUUAUCUUAUUUAGGUUUAUUACAAAUAUUUAAAUGUCGUCUAAGACAUUUUACACAAAUUAAAAUUCAACAAGAAUUUAAUACAUUAUUAAAUGAACAUGAUAUUAAAUUAUUACGACAAUAUUUAUCGCGAAUUAUGACACAACAAUUAGAUGAAUCGAAUAUACAAUGUAUUAAACAAUUACCAAUAUUUGAUAAUGCGUAUAUAGGUAAUGAUACAAAUCAACAACAACAACAUUUUAAAUACAUUAGUUUAAAUAAUAUAUUAUAUAUCUAUGAAUCUGGAACAAAACUACCAAUUGAUAUACAACCACCAAAACAAUGUAUUCAUGUUACUGAUAGUGAUUCAAGAGUUUUGUUAGAUAAAUUAGGUUAUGUUAUACAUGAUUUUACACAUGUUGCUCGUUAUCUUAUUAAGACUAUCGAACAGCAACAACAACAACAGCAACAACAGCAGCCGCAACAAAAUUCGAAGAAUAUCAAUUUAAAAGUUGAUCAGCAAAGAAUGAUAUUUUUAGGAAAAUGGCUUCUAUCAAAUUGCACAAAUUUGAUUUUAACUGACGUCGUCAGUCAAGAUACAUUAUCAACCUGUCGUCUAUUUCUCAAUCGUAAAGGUGAACUUUGUUCAUGUCAACAAAUGUUUGAUCCAUCAUCAUUUCAAAAUAAUAAUAAAGAGAAAUAUUUAGUUUUAUUUGAAUCAAAAUAUUUGCCGUCCGUUGAAUUUUGUUCCACAAAUGAAAAUUUAAGUUUAUUACGACAUCUUAAAUUACGACAAUUUUAUGAUAUAAAAUCCGAUGAAGUUAUUGAUAUAUGUGAAUCAACAAUUAAAGAUACAUCAUCAACAACAAGUAAUAAACGUUCAUUAAUGUUAUUGUUAGCUGAAUUUAUUGUCGAUAUCUUAAAUCAAAAUCCAAAAUUAAUCGAUGAAUAUUCACAAGCAAAACAAAUUGCUCUGAGACAAUAUUUAAAUAAUGCACCAUGGGUGCCAGUUAUGGCGGAAAGACCACAUGGAUAUCCAGCGACACUGACAUGGCAAAGUGCAAUCGAUCUUCGUCAUUCUUUUGUAACUCUUCGUGAAGUUUCCGAUAAAACUCAUGGAUUUCUUGUUGGUGCUGUAACACUUAUUUCAGCUCUUGACCUUCCGGAAUCAUUCUAUCCACCGGCACGUGCAACAUCAUCAAUAAAUCGUAUUACACUUGAUAUGCGUGAAUUAAAACUUGACUUAUUAAUAAAACAAUUGAAAUGUAUUGUGUUAUGUUAUCAAAAAAGUUCACCACAAGAGCAAAAAAAUGAAACAUUUGAUUAUUUAAAUUUAUGUAAACGUCUCUAUGACACAUUAUCACAGUUAAAUAAUCCAAAUGAUAUAUUAAAAGAAAUGCGUCUAUCUGAUUUAACUGAAUGGAUAUGGAAUAGUACUCAUGGUUUUUCAUCAACAAAUCAUAUUUAUCUUAUUGAUAAAAUUCAUCCGUUAGCACCAUAUGUACAAAUUCUUCCAUAUGAAUUAUAUAACUACAGAAAAUUUUUUGAAUCAAUGGGUGUUAAAUAUUUACCUGAUGUAUCAAAAUUAGAAGAUCUACUACGUAAUCAACAACAUCAACCGAUUGAUGAGAAUUUAUUUAAAUGGAUCAAAGAAACAUACACCAAAGAUCGUCGUCUAUUACAACUCAUUCAUGAUUUAGAAACAAAAUCGAAUUCAAAAGGAAAUCCUAAAGUUAAAAAUACAAAUGAUGAUCAAACACGCAUUACAUUUUCUAGUACACUCGAUUUAGCUGAAGAUAAAAUUUAUCUUUAUUUAACAGAUAUAUUUAAUCAGCAAGCAAAUAUCAAAGAAACAGUUAUACAAGCAUUGACAACAAUAUCCAAAGAAAAGAAAACUCAACUAUUAACUGAAGAAGAUUAUUUUAUACGUAAAAUGUCUGGUAGUGAAUAUCAAAAAAAUUUAUUUGAUCAUUAUCGAGCAUAUAAUGAUUUAGUUUUACCAAAUUUAAAUGUUUUACCUAAAAAUGUUAAAGAUACAUUGGUUCUAUUUGCAUUAGAUCAUGCUGAUAAUACAAUGUUAAAUAUAUUGAAACAACAUUGUUGUAUACCAUGCACACCCAAUGGACGUAUAUUAAACAAACCAUCAAAAUUGAUACAUCCUUAUUGUCGUUUAGCAUCACUUUAUUCUGAUAUUGAUUCAUUAUUUCCAUAUGGCGGGCAAGAUUCGUAUUUAAGAGAAGAUCGAUUAAAUGUUUUAAAAUUACUUGGUAUGAAAUGUGAUGAUAAUCUUGUAACAUGGCCAGAACUUGUCGAACGUUGUGAAUCCAUUCAACGUAUGCGUGAUUAUGAUCUAGCGCGUGAACGUUCUCUAGCACUUCUUCAAAUUCUCAAUGAUAUGCUAUCAAUGUCAAAUGUAAAUCCUACUCGAACAUAUGACGAAAACGAUGACCCAUUAGAUCGUCGUUCGCGUCAAUCAACAUCGACAGCACGCGAGAAAACUACAAAUGGUAAUCUAUCGAAUGGUUCAUCAUCGAUAUUAAAUACACAUGAAGCUCUACAUGACAAAGAAGCUCGUACACGAGCAUCUUUACAAUUACGUGAAUUAGCAUUUAUACCCAUUAAAACUCGUCCAAUAGAAUUAAAUGGAAUAAAUUUAACAUGGAUGGGUGAUAAAUAUUCGAAACGUUUAUUCAAACCUAAAGAUGCUCUAUCUCAACAAUAUGAACAUUUAAUUUGUUCAACAUGGCCAAUAGCUGAACAAUCGAAAAAUAGCCAAGAACAAAUUAUAUUAACAAAACAAGUUGAACAUUUUCUUGGUCUUGAUGAUACAACUAAAAUUGAACUAAAAGACGUACUAAAACAAUUGGAUGAAAUAUCGAAAUUAUCAAUUAUCAAUAAUUCUAAUCUAGUUGUCUAUAAUCAUCAAAUAACAUCAAAAUAUAUUCUUGAUAUGAGUUAUACAGUCUAUGAUUAUAUUCAAUCAUUUUGUUUUCCUCAAUUACAACAAUUCAACGAACAAACAUUUGAAUAUCGCUCAACAACAAUGAUACCGAAUCAAUUGGAACAAAUUAUUUUUGAUGUUCGCCAGUUUUUUGCUCAACACCGUCUUAUUUAUUUUACUGAUUCAUCAUCGAUUGAUACCUAUUUAUUUUUAUCAUUGCCACAAUUAUUAUGGCAACCACCCAAUCGUUAUUCAGCAUCAAUGUCAAAUCACUUAAAACCUUAUUAUUAUUCAAUACCAAUCGCAUUACAUAAACGUUAUAAACAUUUUUUUCAUGAUUUAUUACAAAUUAAAAUUCAACUUGAUGGUAAAGAUCUUUUACAUAUAAUUGAACAAAUUAAGAAAAAAUAUGGUACAAAACCCAUUGACAAAGAUGAUUUAACUUUACUACAAAAUAUCUAUACACUUUUGAUCGAACAAUAUUCAAAUGUUUUCAAUACAAAUACUGAUUUAUAUUUGCCUAAUGUUGAUUGCGUUCUACAUCCAGGCUCACAAUUGUGUUUUUAUCCAUUUGAAAGAGAACAAAUAUCUUCAACUACAACUCCAUCUGCACAGGACGAGCAUUACGUGCAUCCAUCUGUUGAUAGACGUGUGUGCGUCAAGGCCGGUGUACAAACACGAAAAAAUCCAACAGUUACUGCAACUGUAUCAUCAACAUCUCCUAUAAACAACAGUUCAUCGAUGAACAUGAUGAAUAAUACAAAUUCGUCACGUUCAUUUCCGAAAAUAUUUGGUAACAAAAAGUUAGAAUCAAUUUUAGCACGUCUCGAUGAUCCACAUAUCAAUCCUCAACUUGUUGAAACUAUGGACGAGUCAAAUCCCAAUAUUGUCUUAGAAUUUCUACUUGAAUCAAAUAAGUAUACGCAAAUAACAAAUAAUUUAUCCGAUGAUGAUAUCAUAAUUAUAUUAAAAUAUUUCAAUGACUUUUUAACAAAUGGUUAUCAAGGUAAUUUUCAAAAACUACGUGAGUUAAAAAUCUAUAAACCACUUUGGGGUAUUGCAUCAACUGAUGAUAAACAACAACAAGCGAUUCAACAAUGUUGUUCAUUGGAAAAAUUUGCUCAUGUCUAUAUCUUAAAUGAAGAAUGGUCAAAUUUAAUUCGACGUUCAUUCAAACGAAAUUUUUUUACCGAACAAUUUCAUGAGAAGAAAACUGUUUUAUUAAUGCAAAAGAAAAUUGAACCAUUAAGUAAAAUAUUUUCACAUAUACGAUUUAACAUUUUAUCGGAUUUGGAAAUAUUUUUACAAUUAUGUUUACCACAUUUUAAAAAAUUAGAUGCUAAAUCUCAAGUGAAUCUAUUGAAAUAUUUUAUUGAUGAUAUUGAUGAAAAAUUAUUUCAACAUGAACGAGAUCAAUGUAGAAAACAAUUACAUGAUCAUUUGGAAAUUUUUACACAAACAUCAAAUAAUAAUAUCGAUCAUUUAUAUAAACCGUCAAUAGGAAUUUCAAGAUCAUUGCGUGAUCCACCAGAAGUUUGUCCAAUCUUUGAAUUAUACGAUCCAAAUAUAAAAGAUAUUCGUUCAAUCUUAGGCGUCCAUCAUUUUCCCGAUGACCAAUUUCAUACACCAACAAUGUUAAAGUUUCUUAAAGAAUGUGGCCUACGUUCUUAUAUUUCAACAGAUAAAUGUAAACAAAUAAUGGAAUCAAUUCAACUCAAUGUUAAACAAGCCGGAUGGACCAAUGACCAACGUAAACGUUCCAGAUAUUUAUAUGAACAUUUACUAGCAAAUUGGACGCGUUAUGAUAAUUCUGUAUUAGGCUGUAAAUUUCUUGAACCACAUCAAAUGAGUUUUGAAAAUGAUGAUCUGUUGAAAUUACACGAACAAUAUACAACUUGUGAUGAAACAACAGCUAAUGAACAUCUUCAGUAUACAUGUAUUAAAUUAAGUGAUGGAGAAUUAUUACGAGAUGCAAAAUUAUGUUGGACAUCAUCAUAUCUAUUACCCGACUUUGUUUCACUUGAACAAUAUAAUGAUUUUAAUGAUAAAAAAGAACCGAUUGAUCAAAAUGCAAUUGACUUUUUUAAAUUAAAUAAAAAGCCAUCUUCUUCAUUAGUGAAAAAGAAUUUAGCUAAUUUAGCAAAAAAAUUCUCAUUAAAAUAUCAUAAACUCAACGACAUAAGAUCACCUACAACAACAAUGACUCAACAGGGUAUUGACGAUAUAUUGGUGUCAAUUUUAAAAAAUAUUUAUCAUUAUUUUCAAUAUGAAAUUAAAUUUGAACGUCGAGCAGAAAUCUAUAAAGAAUUCGAAGAUAUUGAAUGCAUCUAUUCACGUACUCGACGUCAAUUUUUACAAGGAAAAUAUUUUUGUUUAAAUUUACCAAUGAACGAUGAAAUACCGCCGUUUUUAUUUUCACUAGAUAAAGAUUUUCAUGAAUAUAAAGAUUUUUUUCUACAAGUUGGUGUUCAAGCUGAACCACACCCGAUGUUAUAUGGUGACAUAUUAAGAAAAUUAUCUAAAGUUUGUGAUCAAGAUUAUUUGAAUUCAAAUGAACUUUGUAAAUCAUUGAAAGCUAUGGAAUGUUUUUUUAAAUACUUGGCAACAAACUCGACUAUUAACUCACAAACAAAGCUACCUGGUCUUUAUCUUGUAUCGAAUGAUUUUAAAUUAGUCAAAUCUAAUGAAAUAGUUAUUAUGGAUGAUAAAACAAAACUUGAUUAUAUGACAAAAUUGGUUAACGACAAAUUUAUGUUUAAUCCAAACGAACGUGUACUUAAACUUGAUUCAAUGCCUGCAUCAGCACCAAAACAUAAUGGUUCAACAGCACAUAUAAAAGAAAUUAUUGAAAAGAUCUAUGUUAGUCAACGGCCAACAUUAUUUACACAAAAAUAUGAAGAAUCAUUUUCAAUCACAAUACCAGAAGAUGAAGAAUCUCAUCGUCAACGUUUUCUCUAUAAUCUUGAAAGAAAAUAUAAUCAACUAUUAGCAUCGCGCCAUUUACAUCGUUGUAUGGCACGAGUUAUAGCAAAUCAUGUUGCACGACAACCAAAUCCAAAAAUAAUAUCUAUGGAUGAUGUAGAAAAUUUAAUACGUCAACGUUUAAUAUAUAUUAAAGUAACAUGCGUUGAAUAUCUUGAAACAAAUUUAGUUUAUAAAAAAACGCAACAAAAAGUUGAUCAAUCAGUUGAUGAAAAAGCUGUAUAUUUGGUUGCUGAAGGAGCAGAGAAUAUUAUAUUGUACAUUAGUAUGAAGCACACCGAACAACCCUAUUUUACAUUAUGUUUAGCACGUGCAUUGAGUCCAUGUUUAGGUUUAUCUGAAUUGCAAUUAGAUAAUUCUGUUAUGGCUGCAUUAUUAGCCACCACAAUAGGACAAAUGUCCAAAUUAUUAAAUUUGGUUAAUGUUGCUGACGAAGAAAAUAUUUUAUCCAUAUUGAAAUUACAAUAUAUACCAUCGCCAGGUAAUGUUUAUGGUGAUGAUGUUGAACAAUUACAAAAAUUUAAUAUUGAAACACAUCAAAUAUUACCAGGAGAUUUAUGUGUUUAUCGUGUUAAUGAUUUAUAUAUCUAUUGUGAAGUUGAGAGUAUUAUCAAAGAAUAUACACAAGCUGAACAAGAACGAUGGUCAUGGAAAAAUACGAAUUCAUCAUCGCUUGUACCAUCAUAUGCAUUUAUAUGUCGAAUUAAUGAUGGACAAGAUACAGAAAGAAUUGAAGCCACUAACUUCUAUGUACUUGAACAUUGGUCGAGAAUAUUUGAUGCUGUUCAUACAAAACCAGUUGAUGAAAGAGAAACAUUUAAAUCAUCGGCAUCAAGUUCAACAACAAAUGGACACGGAAAAACUUCCAAUGAUGAUAAAGAUAAAUUUAAUGGUGACAACUUUUCUUAUUCAUCUCAACGCUCAGGAAAAGCAACUAAUGAUAGUACUGGUUUUACUAGUGAUCCAGGAUUUCCAAAUGGUUUUGACAGUUCAAAAGCCUAUCGUCAAACAUCAGCUGAUAGUGAUUCAUCAAGUAAUAUGACAUCAGAAUCUCAAUCGGAAUCGGAAUCAGCACAAACAAGUGAGCAAGAUGCUAUUGACAAAACUGAAUUAGAAUUGACAAAAUCUGAAAUCUAUAAUUCUGUUCGACAAGCAUAUCAAUUAACAGGCCAAGAACGUAAAAAGACAGUGAAAAAAUUAUUAUUAAAAUGGCAUCCUGAUAAAAAUCCCGGCCGUGAACGUUUUGCUGCCGAAGUAUUUAAACAUUUACGGAAACAAAUUGAUCAUUUUGAAAAUGAUCCAUUAACAUCAUUUUUCAAUACAUUCAAUAAUUUUCAUCCAUCGCCAUUUUCUGCUUCCGAUCCGAAAUUUAGUUGGAAUAAAAGUUCAAGCACACAUAAAACAAAUCAUGCUUCAGCAUCAUCAGCCACAGCUGAUGAUCGUUUUGGUAGUUUUGAUAAUUUAAAUAAAGAUCCUAAAGAUGACACAAAACGUAGUUAUCAAGACAUACCUAAUGGUGCUGAUCACGAUGCAACAGAUAAUACUGAUACGAAUGGAAAUGCAAACAAAAGUCGUUUUAGUCCACAUCGUUCAUCAUCAUUUCGUACGGCACGUGAAGAAUGGCAAUAUCGUCGUCAGCAUGGUUUUCAACGACGUCAUGGAUUUUUUAGUACCACUGAAGAAAAUCCAACGGGUAGUACUACAAAUGGUACGAAUGCUCACACGUCAUCAUCAACAGGAGGAACUGAAAGUCCAAAUGCACGUCGUAAACGUAAUUAUCAACAAUCAGAAGCUGAUCGAUGGCUCAAACAAGCUCAACAUGAUCUUGAAAGUGCAUACAAUGAUAUGCAUUCAUCAACUAGUCAAGUUGCUUAUGAUUGGGUUUGCUAUAAAUGUUAUCGGGCGGCUGAAAAAGCAUUAAAAGCUUACCAUUAUUAUAGAGACACUGGAAAAAAUAUGACAGCGGACAUUCCUGGUUUAUUAAUCGGCGUUGAAAAUGAUGUUCGAGAAAUAGGAUAUAAAUUAUACAAAUGGAUUGGAGAUCCAAAUCGAAUGCAAUAUCCUAAUGCAGCGCGAUUCGCUAAAAUUCCAGCUGAAGUAUUCACUGUUUCUCAAGCCGAACAAGCAAUUGACUAUACAAAAGAAUUAUUAAAGAAAAUCGAAGAUAUAUUGUAUCCAUGA